AUUAAGUCAUCCUCAGAAUGAGCCGUUACUCAGUGGAGCGAACGGGCCACGGGUAUAAAGGGGAGGACUUCAGAAUUCCCCACCAGAGCCUUGCAGAUCCCUCCUGUGCUGCCGAAGCCCAGCCUAAGGCCCACUGUCGGCAGGAUGAGGAGCACGGUGCUGGCGCUGGCCUUGCUGGCUCUGCUGGCCGCAGCUCAUCAGGGCAGCGGGGAAGGAAACACCGUGAGGCUCUGCGGGAGAGACUUCGUCCGAGCCGUUGUCUUCACCUGUGGUGGCUCCCGGUGGAAAAGGGAUUUGACUGAUUAUCACUACCUGUUGGAGAGCGAAAAUCCCCUGCCUUUCUCACAAGACACCAAUGGUUAUGCUGAUUCCUCAAUGAACAGAGACCAGAGGCUGGAGACCAACAGUGAAGCAAUCCAAGUCAAGCCCGAGACAGAGCGAGACUCGGACCAUGCCAGGAAACCGACUGCGCUGAAAAAGCGCGAAAUAGCCAAGUUGCUCACCACGUCCUGCUGCAACAUUGGCUGCAGCGAGAAAGACAUCAGUUCCCUGUGCUAAAGCACAGCAGAUGCUGAUGAGGUUCAACGUUACAGUUUUCAUGCAUUAAAUAAUGUAUUAAAAUAAUAAUGACAUAAACCACUUUCACUGUAGUUUUAUUCUUUGGAGCACACUAAGGAGUAAAGGCUGAUUGUUAAAUAUUGUAGUACAAACAGCUGCAGUGACAGUUCAGGUUGGUUUCUCUGGAU
Columba livia (rock pigeon) is the source of this 746-nucleotide messenger RNA. RefSeq names its product relaxin-3. Gene Ontology annotation, molecular function: hormone activity; G protein-coupled receptor binding. Gene Ontology annotation, cellular component: extracellular region. The transcript has 2 exons. The record is from RefSeq and is a predicted model, not a curated record. Lineage: Eukaryota; Metazoa; Chordata; Aves; Columbiformes; Columbidae. Bases 145 to 558 code for a protein of 137 amino acids.